AUGUAUGCAUUGAUAGAUCCAGGUUCUACUUUAUCAUACGUCACUCCUUUUAUUGUCGUUAGGUUUGGGAUAAAACCUGAGAAUAUUAGGCCUUUUGAGGUAUCUACACUUGUUGAAGACCCGGUGAUAGCUAGACCAGUUUACAGGAAUUGUGUAGUUAUAAUUUCCAAUCGACAUACCGUAGCAGACUUGAUUGAGUUGGAUAUGAUGGACUUUAAUGUUAUUAUGGACAAACUCUCAGUCCUUCCACCUGAACAAGAGAUUGAAUUUGCUAUCGAUGUUCUACCAGUUACUCAACCGAUAUCUAUUCCCCCUUAUAGGAUGGCCCCUGCUGAGCUGAAAGAAUUGAAGGAGCAACCCUUCUUAGAUCAGUUUGUGAUUGUGAUUCUUGAUGAUAUUAUAGUCUACUCUCAAUCAGAGGCAGAGCAUGCGGAUCAUUUGCUUGCUAUGCUCAGAGUUCUUCAGAAUCAGAAGUUGUAUGCAAAGUUCUCUAAAUACGAGUUCUAG
Lycium ferocissimum is the source of this 507-nucleotide messenger RNA. RefSeq lists its product as uncharacterized. The record is from RefSeq and is a predicted model, not a curated record. The transcript is spliced from 3 exons. The coding region runs from base 1 to 507 and encodes 168 amino acids. NCBI's taxonomy places the organism in Eukaryota, Viridiplantae, Streptophyta, Magnoliopsida, Solanales, Solanaceae.